Messenger RNA from Adineta steineri, 543 nucleotides. NCBI's taxonomy places the organism in Eukaryota, Metazoa, Rotifera, Eurotatoria, Adinetida, Adinetidae. The record is from the annotation of a GenBank genome assembly.
AUGAACUAUGGUAAUACAAUAUUUAUCUGUAUGUUCUUAAUUGUCUCGGGACAUCGAGAAUCAUUUGACACAAAAUGCAAACGUAGUUGUAAUACUCAAAAAGGUUCAACUGAAUGCUGGAAAACAACAACAGAUGGUUUUGCUACCGGUUUAUCAGCUGCUAUGAUUGAUUUUUGUCAAGUAGUAUUGAAAGUUCGUUCUCUUACCAAUGAAACAGAAUCUUGGUAUGGUAUUAGUCGGGAUAUACUUACAAAACAAAUUGAAGAAUAUGAACAUGAAGACGGAGUUAGACAAUUAUCUAAAGAAGAUAUUAAACUAAUAGCAAUAUCAUUAUUAGAUAAAUGUUUUAAUUCUUCAUCAAGUCCUUCUUCAUCUGAGCCAUCAUGUCCAUUAUGUUCCGAAAAAGAAAUCAAAACGGUUAAAAAGUGGCGUCUUUCAUCUAUACUUCUUUUUUCAAUUACUGUGUUUUUUACUAUUAUUAUAAUGUUGAUAUAUACUCAUUAUACUUAUCAUGUUCAACGUUCAUAUGUAUCUGUUAACUAA